UCCAGAAUCACCACGAAUUCAGGCAUCAUGUCCACCCCAAUCUCCCCUCCCCCCUCCCUCUCACAGUUGACACUGGCCUCCCCUGCAUCAGUGACCUCCCCUGGCACCUCCCCUCUGCCCUCGCCGCUCUCCCCUCCACCCAGGGUUCCCGUGUUCCAGAGGAAGGGAGCGCUCAAACACAAGAGGAUCGUGGAGGUGAAAGAUCAUCAGUUCACAGCCCGCUUCUUCAAACAGCCCACCUUCUGCAGCCACUGCACCGACUUCAUCUGGGGCAUUGGCAAACAGGGAUUCCAAUGUCAAGUUUGCAGUUUUGUGGUGCACAAAAGAUGUCACGAGUUUGUGACCUUCACUUGUCCUGGCUCCGUGACGUGCCCAAAGCCAGAUGACCUGAAGAGUCGACACACAUUUAAGAUCCACACCUACUCCAGCCCAACCUUCUGUGAUCACUGCGGCUCGCUGCUGUACGGACUCAUACACCAGGGCAUGAAAUGUGCCUGUUGUGACAUGAAUGUCCAUCGGCGCUGUGAGACCAGUGUUCCCAGUCUCUGCGGCCAGGACCACACAGAGAAGAGAGGGAGGAUCCACCUGACCAUCAGGGGAGAGUCCGAGGACGUUUAUGUCACAGUGCGGGAGGCUCGUAACCUGAUGCCCAUGGAUCCAAAUGGCCUUUCAGACCCAUAUGUUAAACUGAAAUUGAUUCCAGACCCAAAGAGCCACAGCAAACAGAAAACCAAGACCAUUCGCUCAACACUGAAUCCCGUCUGGAAUGAGAGUUUCACCUUCUCAGUGCGCGGUCACCAGUGGGACAGGCGAUUGUCUGUGGAAGUGUGGGACUGGGACCGCACAUCCAGGAAUGACUUCAUGGGAGCGCUGUCAUUCGGAGUGAGUGAGAUCUUCCGGCGUCCCAUCAGUGGCUGGUUCAAACUGCUGGCUCAAGACGAAGGAGAAUAUUACAACAUCCCUGUGCCAGACCCUGACCUGCAGGAGCCUCAGCCAGAAGCCACAACCACCUCUUUGCCUCCUGGGAUGCCCGUCUCAGUGUCUGAAGGGUUCCCUCCAGCCAUGUCUCCAACUCUUGUAUCAUCCUGCCAACCUAUCCACACUCCAAGCCCUGCCAAAGUAAAAGUGGGCAUCAACGACUUCAACUUCCUCAUGGUGCUGGGCAAAGGGAGCUUUGGCAAGGUACUGCUGGCAGAGGAGCGAGGCAGCGAGCGUCUGUUUGCCGUCAAAGUGUUGAAGAAAGAUGUUCUUUUCCAGGAUGAGGACACAGAGAGCGCCCUGGUGGAGAGGAGGGUUCUGGCGCUUUCCUCUCGCCCGCACUUCCUCACAUCGCUCUACUGCGCCUUUCAAACUGAGGAUCGUCUGUAUUACGUGAUGGAGUAUGUCAACGGAGGAGACCUGAUGUUCCACAUUCAGAUAGUCGGCAAGUUCAAAGAGCCUCAUGCGGCGUUUUAUGCAGCAGAGAUCGCAGUUGGCCUCUUUUUCCUUCACAGCCAGGGCAUCAUCUACAGGGAUCUGAAGCUGGAUAACGUGCUGCUGGACAGCGAGGGACACAUAAAGAUAGCUGACUUCGGCAUGUGCAGGGAGGGCAUGUUUCAGGGCGACACCACACGCACCUUCUGCGGCACCCCCGACUACAUUGCCCCUGAGAUUGUGGCAUAUCAGCCAUAUGAUAAAGCGGUAGACUGGUGGUCCUAUGGAGUGCUGCUGUAUGAAAUGCUGGCAGGGCAGCCACCGUUUGAUGGUAUAGACGAGGAGGAGCUGUUUCAGUCCAUCAUGGAGCAGUGUGUCUCGUACCCAAAAAGUCUUUCUCGUGAAGCCGUCGCUAUCUGCAAGGGACUCCUUACAAAGAACCCGAUCAAGCGUCUGGGUGCAGGAGAAGAUGCAGAGAGAGAAAUCAGGGAGCAUCCGUUCUUUCGUUGGAUUGACUGGGACCGUCUGGAGAGACUGGAGCUCCCGACACCCUUCAAACCCAGAACUGGCGGGAAAAAGGGGGAAAAUUUUGACAAGUUCUUCACAGCAGCUCCAUCAGCGCUCACUCCCUCUGACCCAGAAAUCCUCGCAGCUAUGAACCAGGAGGACUUCGAGGGCUUCUCCUUCCAGAACCCAGACUUUGCUCCUUCACCUCUCACUGCAGUUUGAAAACGGCUCCCUGCUCCACCCAAAUCUCCCUGUCGUCUCCUUUAAUAGUAGUUUUUUAACAAAGAAUGAGAACAUGACUAUUAAAGACACCUCUCAUAACCAAAUUCUGUUUACAUGAUGAUGCCAAGACACCUUUGUAUCCAUGCACCCUUUUGAUGUCUGUAUUUUAUCUUGAUAGUCACAGGAUAUGUUGCAAACAAAGACAUUUAUUAUUCUGUAGAGUUGCAUCCUUUUCCUUUACCUGAUAGAAUGAUUGAAGAGUACUGUAGUAUCAAACUGGUAAAUGAAUCUAUUUGCAUGCAAUGUUUGUAGAAUGAAAUGCUCUGACACACUAGUUUUCUAUAGCGUAGAAUAUCCAAGAAGAUAAAAAAGUAAAGAGAAUUUAUUUAAAUCUUCUACCUUUGAAUGAGCAGCAGUCAGGUUUCUCUUUGACUUUUUAGCCAUUGCAGCUCUGCUCUAACACAUGACUACUACUGUUUCCUAGCAGGUUUAUUCCAGUGUAACAUUGAAUUUCUACACAGUUGAGUGAUUCAGCAUCAAGCAAGUCAGUUCAGUCUCUUUUUUUUGUAUCAGACUAGCAGCUCGGUCACGUUCCUCUGGCCUGGCCCGACCUCUUGUUUUUUACGUCACACCAGUGACCCCAGCUGACCCGCUGAGAGCCUGAAACAACACAGCCUGCACAGUUAAUGUGACAGUUAAUGUAGGCUGCUGUGCUGCCCCCCCAGCUCAGUCCCACUCUGCUAUUACAUUACUGCCUCACAUCCAGAUGCAUCUUUUUCUCCACGUGUUAGUAUUUUCCCUGAACAAGCUGUGAAACUCCAUCCACGCUGCAACAUGCUGAAGUUUGCCCAUAAUUAUGGCAAAAUAAUCACACUUAGUAAUUAUGCGUCCUAAUGGUGUUUUCACCACAUGAAAGACGAAGUUAUUUCUUUUUUCUGCUCUUUUUUUAUGUAUACGAUAAGCUUUUUGCUGUGUAACGACACACUCAGAGCAUUGAUUUGGGGUAAUUAAAAGUGAAGCUCACUGGGACUGUUCAAUACAUGGAAAAAAAAUAGCAGCGCUGUCAUUAAACAUUAUCUGAGCGGUGCAGGUGGCUGCAAACGUCCAGUGAAAUAAUCCUAUUUCAGAGCUCCUAUCUCACAAACCAGCCACAGAAAUCAUUAAGUCCUCUAAGGUAUCUUUCUGUCUUUUUUCUUUAUGAUUUUUUAACAUUUCCACCUAAAAAGGAGCUAACUUUCCUUUAUGUGUGGCCCUUUAACAGCAGUUAAAGGUCAGAGCAGUUAAUCCAAGCUGAUGUCAAAAUGUCACAACACAA
Molecule: messenger RNA, 3457 nt
Organism: Cheilinus undulatus (humphead wrasse)
Lineage: Eukaryota; Metazoa; Chordata; Actinopteri; Labriformes; Labridae
Gene: prkcg
Product: protein kinase C, gamma
Exons: 17
Coding region: 28-2142 (704 amino acids)
Biological process (GO): protein phosphorylation
Molecular function (GO): zinc ion binding; ATP binding; diacylglycerol-dependent serine/threonine kinase activity
Source: RefSeq, a predicted model, not a curated record